UACAGCAACUCGUGUUUUUAAUUUACAAUUUUGUCGAUCUACGUCCCAUUUUGGGAAAUGGCGCGUUCGCGCUUCGGUCUCUUUUACGAGGAUGCGUGUAAAGUAACUUGAUAGCGAAACCAAACUGAUCAGAAUGGGAUUACUUUUGUCGGUUUUAGUUAUUUGCGUUAGCGUGGUUGAGUUUCUGUCGAUCCUCUCCAAUUUUCGAAGGACUUUGGUGCCGCUUGCCCCAGCCGGCGAUUUGUCCCCGCUCGUACUACGCUAUGAGGAGGGGCUUCACGCGGAACGUAGAAGAAUUUUAGGUAUUUUGGAAAAGUGUAGAGAAUCUGAAGGUGCGAAUGAGAAUGGCACCUGCGCUCACGCAUAUGGCCCUACCGAGCCUCCUUCGCUUCCAAAAAUAAGGUGUAGCGAUGUUCGCAAUGACAAGAGAAUUGGUGAACGCGCACGUGGAAAUUCUGUAUGCGCUUUUAACAGUACCGAAUAUUGGGAAAAUUCUCAUGUCAUUGAGAAGCACGAGCUUAAAGUACCCAAACGGCGGGUGAAAUUUGGGUACAGUCUUGAAGAAGGCGAUCGAAAUUGGUCACGAACUCCAUCUCCCAUUUUCUUCAAAGUAGAAGAAAGCGACGAUUCCGCUCGAGAAUCUUCUUCGACUCUCCAGGACGAUGCUUGGGACGUCAACAAGAAGACCGUAUCUUCGGACGAGGACGAAAGUAAUCCCCAUUUCGACUCAGAUUUCCUACAGACACUCGACGGUGUGAAGAAACGCAAAUGUGCGCAUCGUAAUUUCGGGCAGAACGACAACGUAGACUCCUGGAAUCCGGAUCGGGUUCCUACUUGCUCAGAUGAGGACAGCGGAGUAUCAAGUGCUAACGGGCCGAUAUUGCACACUGAUAAAAGGAAACGUUCGUUUCGCAAGAAAAAGUACAGAAGUCGCGAGCACUCUUUUGAAUUACGUCCAAAAACCGCCGAAGUGUCAAGUUCCGAUUUCGAAACAGAUGCUCCAGAAAACGUCGACAAUAAUUCGUUGCCCUACGCAAAUGAACAAUUUGAGCCGGUCGAUCAGCAUUGUGACAAGGAGAGGAACUCCGCUUCUAACGCAUUUUGGCUUAUUUUUAGUGGCGAGUACACGAAGGCUAUGAAUAAAGAUUGGCAUGGACAACACUUCUGCUGUUGGCAAUGCGACGAAAGCCUAACCGGACAACGGUACGUUCUUCGAGACGAGCACCCUUACUGCGUCCAAUGCUACGAAACCGUGUUCGCGAACAGUUGCGAAAAAUGCAGCAAAACAAUUGGUAUCGAUUCUAAGGAUUUGUCGUACAAAGACAAACAUUGGCACGAAGCUUGCUUCCUAUGUGCAACUUGCGGAGAUUCCCUAGUCGAUAAGCAAUUUGGAUCAAAAGGUGAACGAAUUUACUGUGGGCGGUGUUACGAUGAGCAAUUCGCUUCCCGAUGCGAUGGGUGCGGUCAAAUCUUCAGAGCUGGAACUAAGAAGAUGGAAUAUAAAACAAGGCAGUGGCACGAGAAGUGUUUCUGUUGUAACGUCUGUAAAACUCCCAUUGGAACCCAGAGCUUCAUUCCGAGGGAGCAGGAAAUUUACUGCGCCAAGUGCUACGAGGAUAAGUACGCCACUCGUUGCAUCAAGUGCAAUAAGGUGAUUACAAGCGGAGGUGUAACUUACAAGAACGAACCGUGGCAUAGAGAAUGCUUCACGUGCACCAACUGCAAUACCAGCUUGGCCGGCGCUCGCUUUACCAGUCGAGAUGACAAGCCGUACUGCGCCGAAUGUUUCGGCGAACUGUUUGCUAAGAGAUGCACGUCUUGUAAUAAGCCAAUUACUGGUAUCGGAGGUACGAAGUUUAUAUCGUUCGAGGACAGGCAUUGGCACAACGAUUGCUUUUAUUGCGCCAAUUGCCGUACGAGCCUUGUCGGACGUGGUUUUAUUACUGAUGCGGAUGAUAUUAUAUGUCCCGAUUGUGCUAAGAAAAAUUUCAUGUAAUUUUUUUAUUUCUUCACGCUUCAUUUUCAAUUAGCUUUACUUUCGUUUUAGCAAUAUUUAAAUCUUAAUUUAUGAGGAGGUAAUUUUAUCAAUUAUAAGUGGGUUUAGAAUGUGAUGUUCACUAUGUGUCAUAAUUUAUUAACAUUCGCUUAUAUAAUCUUGUAUUCUAUCAUUAAAUAUUAAUUUCAAAGGUCACCCGGCAAUAAUUUUUUAACAUUUAACUAAAGACCUUUAAUUUAGCAAAAUUGUACUCAUAUAUUGUUAAUGUUAUGGAAAUGUACAUUUCGAAUGUGUGGCCUUAAAUUUGGAAUAACUAGAAACCUACCACGUUUCGUAGGUUGUGUGCCUCUAGUAGUUUUAACUUCAUCUAAAUCUGGUUAACUACCUGGUUAAUGUAGAUAAAAAAGCAAGUGUAUACAGCUUAAAGGCAUUUAUUGAGCUAAUUUGGUGCUACAUGAGUAGUUAGAAUGUUUAGUUUACAUACAAUAUUGAAUGUUAUUUUUUAAUAGUUUAAUCGUAUUUGCGAAUUUUAAAUGAUAUCUAAUACAUAUGUAAGCUUCAUUAAAUUAUUUAUAAUA
Photinus pyralis (common eastern firefly) is the source of this 2574-nucleotide messenger RNA. It is a transcript of the gene Lmpt, whose product is annotated as four and a half LIM domains protein 2. The record is from RefSeq and is a predicted model, not a curated record. Gene Ontology annotation, molecular function: zinc ion binding; transcription coregulator activity. The coding region runs from base 134 to 1996 and encodes 620 amino acids. The transcript is spliced from 5 exons. Gene Ontology annotation, cellular component: nucleus; Z disc. NCBI's taxonomy places the organism in Eukaryota, Metazoa, Arthropoda, Insecta, Coleoptera, Lampyridae.